Molecule: messenger RNA, 276 nt
Organism: Aspergillus nidulans FGSC A4
Lineage: Eukaryota; Fungi; Ascomycota; Eurotiomycetes; Eurotiales; Aspergillaceae
Exons: 3
Coding region: 1-276 (91 amino acids)
Source: RefSeq, a predicted model, not a curated record
AUGUGCUUGUCUAUACUAAUAGGGACCUCUGCCAGCACUAGAAAUAUUAAGAAGUACAAAUUUGAGUACAAGGAGACAAAGUACUUGGACUUUAUAAUACAGGCAGGGAAGGGAAUUAAAAUAGACCUAGAGAAGACUAAGGAGUGCCAGGAUAGCUUUGAUCUGCUUAAGGAAAAGUUUAUUACUAGACCUGUCCUAGCAACCUUCAACCUUUCCUACUAUAUAGUAGUAGAGACUGACUCCUCAGGUUAUAAUACAGGAGGAGUUCUUGCUUAA